Messenger RNA from Xyrichtys novacula (pearly razorfish), 14062 nucleotides. Lineage: Eukaryota; Metazoa; Chordata; Actinopteri; Labriformes; Labridae. The record is from the annotation of a GenBank genome assembly.
ACCUGCAUUUUGCUUUUUGAAGAUACCAUCAAAAAUCACAGUUAUGCUUUACAGUAACCAUGGUAACUGCUGAAAUUCCGUGUGAGUUUUAUGGAGAUCCACCUCGAUUAUUAUAUUAGAGAGGAAAACUGUUGCGAAGGAGGCGGUCACUGCAAUAUCGGACUCGUAUUUGUAAUCUUUUUUUGAUUAACUAAAGCAAUAUGGAGCUCAUACAGCUUCUGGUUGGUCUGAGGACUACAGUAGCCAGUGUAAACGGGCUGCGGUUGUGAGGCGUAGCGGAGGUGACAUCAUGCGUCUCCAGCGCCGACGACCAGGCAACGACCGCUGCCCCUCCAUGGACCCGAAAUGACAGCCCGGAGCCGUGCAGCCAUUAAAGCCAAGCGGCGUCUGAGUUAAAAGACGAGCCAUCCAGAAACGAUGCUGUGUAAUUAACUCUAAUCUCGCUGUGGUGUACAGCUGUGUACGGCGCACCGCCUCUCCCACGCUAAUCCUACAGACACGCAAGCCUUCGUAUUUAUAUUUUGCAAAAUCAUGAUGGUGUCGCAACAGGACCACAGAGAAAAAUGGCCCAAAACAUCCACCGUACAUUAACAGUAAGUGCAAGGGCGCAUUGAGUAAAUCACUGCAACCUGCAUGGGAUGGGUGAGAAAAAUCAAAUGGUUUUGGGUUGAUCUGUAAUUUUGCUCAUUUUGAGGCAGCCAUUCUGUGUUGUUUACAGCCGUAUUGAGUAGGCUACGUGUAACGUGGCUCCCACACCAGCCAAGAUGGGAUGCAUCACAGCUUUUCUACGGAGAAUAAGACACAGGACGAAGCUGGAGCGGUUCAGAGAGCUGGGGCGACAGUAUCCAGUCUUCUGCUUUCUGCUGCUGGUCCUGCUGCUGUCCACUUUGCUUCUAAACAGGUAACAAACCAUGAAUUACAACUCUAUCAGUGUAAACCUCAAACAUUUCCAAUCUAUUCCUUGACAUGCUUAGACAUGAUCUCACUGAUUUCAGCAUGUUAUUUCUGUUUUGGUAGAUAUAUUCAUAUUAUCAUGGUUUUCUGGUCCUUCCUGGCUGGAGUCAUCACUUUCUACUGUUCUCUGGGACCUGAGUCUCUACUGCCCAACAUCUUCCUUUCAAUCAAACCAAAGAUAAAGGUGGGCCAAUUAAUGCAUUCUACAUCAUAGUAUCCCAUAACAUCACCAGUGUGAAGCUCAAAAUUCACAUUUUUAAAUCAGUUGGACAGAUAAACUCAAAACCCCAAGCGUAUAGACUCAAACACUUUCAAACAAAUGUGUUAUCAAAUCUUUAGUAUUUUCUAUAUAUAUUUUUUUAUAUAUGACACAACAUUUGUCCGUAACACAGUUGACAAAAUGAUUAAUCAAAUGUUUAUUUUCAUUAAAAUAAUUUAAGUCAUUUGAGCUUAAGCUUGCCAUUAACUUAUUUAGCGCAUUAAGGGUGUAUAUCAUAGAAACAUCUAGUUUAUUUAUCAAAAAAGAAUACUGAUAUUUUGAGUUUUUGGUUGACUUGAAAUGUACCCCUAAUUGUAGAAUGACUCAGGUAUGUCAUUUUGUGUUAUAGAUUUCUUGAAUACCCAAGCUCUAUGAGUGAGAGUGGACAGUGAUAAUAAUAAACAUUAAAUACAGUUUGAUGCACUGAUAUUCAAUAAAUGAGGCACUCCAUACUCAUAAUUUAAGUUUUUUCUUGCUGCAUUGAAUGAUGGGUAUGAUUAAUGUGUGAGCUGAUUAUUUGUUAUAUGUAACCUCUCUUUUGCAGACAUACCAACAAGAGCUAUUUCCACUGGGCCAUAGCUGUGCUGUCUGUGGGAAUAUCAAAUGCAAGAGGCACAGGUGAAAUAAUUUGUGGUGGGAGUGGUUUUACCAUGUUAUAGUAUGACCCGAUAAUCUAGAUAAACUGUGAUUACUGAUACCAACAAAGUAAAGGUCAUGUGUAAUCCUGCCUUUGUUUUAUCAGAUAUGUUUUGCCAACAUGCAUUUGAUCUUGCACUGUGAAAUACCUGUUUAUUAAGCAAUAUAUGAUCCUACACUGCCAUCUAGUGGUUAGACAAUAUUCUUCUUUACAUUAUACUAUUAUACACCAGUGUUGCUUGAUUUUGUUCUCUUAAUUUAUUCCUAGGCCUACUUUAUUACUGGAAAACUAUCAACCAUGGCUUGAUCUCAAAGUCCCCUCCAAAGUAGACGCUUCACUUUCAGAGGUAAGAAAUGCGCAUGAUUUUGAAAAUGGUUGUUAAAUAUCUAUAUUUUCCAAUAAUACAUCUCUUUUUUAUGUUUGUUUUCAAGAUUCUGGAGCUAGUUCUGGAAAAUUUUGUCCAUCCAUGGUAUAGGUAAAGCUAAUUAUUUUUGUACUUUGUAAGACAGAUUUAAUUUGGCAUUUGUUGUGUCUUGUGACUGAUGUGACUGUAUUGUGCUUCUGUUCAGAGACAUCACUGACGAUGAGGCGUUUGUUGAUGAGUUAAGAGUGACUUUACGUUUCUUCGCUGCUGUGUUGGUCCGCCGAACACAGAAAGUAAAAUGAAGUUACUCUAAAGAGGUCAAAUCUUUGGAUACUGAUUGAUUUAGGCCUAAAUUUCUAACACACUUCUCCUACCUUUCAGGUAGACGUGGCAUCCCUCAUCACAAAAAAGCUUCUUAAAGUUUCCAUGAAGCACAUUGAAAUCAUUAGCAAAGCGAGACAGAAAGGUGCGGCUUAUCUUCCUAAUCCACUGAGUCUUUUCUUUGUGUUCUCUGUGAAAAGAAAUAUAAGACUCCUCUCUGUGUCCCUCUCUCCCCUGUAGUGAAGAAUACAGAGUUUCUUCAACCAGCUGCUCUAGAGGAAUAUGGUCCUGACCUGCAUGUGGCCCUUCGCAGUCGUAGAGAUGAGCUCCUCUACCUCAGGAAGCUGACUGAGAUGCUCUUUCCUUACAUCUUACCACCAAAAGCUACAGACUGCAGGUAACAGUGUCUGCAGAUGUGAAACAAAACAUCCUAACUUCUGCACUGACACAAACUAGCAUAGAUAAGGAUCCUUCUUUCUUCUCUUUUUUGUCUUUUUUUCCUGCUGCUAUCUCUCAGAUCUCUUACUCUCCUCAUAAGAGAAGUCUUGGCUGGUUCUGUCUUCCUUCCUUCAUUGGACUACCUUGCUGAUCCUGUGAGUGUAGACACAUUAUCAGCCAUUUUUUCCCCAAAACCAAAUCUUUUUUCUCCACUUUAAACCUUCUAUUGAGACAUUAUUUCAGUCUACAGAUCUAUUUGAUUUGGUAGUUUUGUUGUUUUAAUUGCUGCUUUAAUUUUAUAGGACACAGUGAAUCAUUUACUCUUGAUAUUCAUCGACAAUUCCCCUGUGAGUAUACUCUAUUUCGAGCUGUUAUUCAAAAGCAAUGCAAUGUGAAGUCUUUAAGUAGAGUGUACUGGCAUUUACCCAACAAGUGAAUAAAAUAGUGAUGUUUUUAUCCAGCCUGAAGUAGCCACAGAGCCCUCCUCAACGCUGGUCCCUUUCCUUCAGAAGUACUCCGAUAUACGCAACAAAAAGGCCUCUGUAAGUGUAUCAUGUGAUUAAAAGGAGCACACUCAGCAUGAUCUGCAUGUAAUACCAUACUUAGUAAUCAUUGUAUACAGUCAGGGUGUCAGGUCUACGUAGAUUAAACAAGGAGUUAGAUGAAGGACACAUGAAAGUCGCCGCCUCUCUCGAUCAUGUUUCCGUGUUUCAUCAGGUGCUGAAGCUCGAGUUGAAGGAAAUCAGAGAACAACAGGACCUUCUGUUCCGUUUCAUGAACUUCCUGAAGCAAGAAGGGGCCGUCCAUGUACUCCAGUUCUGCCUCGCAGUUGGUGAGCAUGUGCCAAACUUGGAAGUUAAAGACACCUGAGCAAAACAGAGUUUUACUGAGAUAACAUCACCUGAAAAACAUUGUAAGAUGAAAUUUUAAAAUGUAAAUGCUUUUUUUAAAUAAGUGACCUCUCUUCUGUUUUUAUUUGAGGCUUUUCGAAAUAUCUUGUGAAAAUAGCUCCAAGCCAUGCUGGGGAAAUCUCUUAAAAUUCACUCAUGUAUAAGACAGUAUAAGAAACAAGCUAUUUGGCUUUUAAAAUUUCAGAGGAAUUCAAUGACAGGAUACUGUGCCCAGAGCUGUCUGACUCUGAGAAGAUAUUGCUUCACGAGGAAGUAAAGAAGAUUUAUGAGACCUACUGUCUGGAUGAGAGCAUCGAUAAGAUCCGCUUUGACCCCUUCAUAGUGGAGGAAAUACGCAACAGUAUGUAAUGAGCAUCUUCCCAGAUACACUAAAAUGACAGUUUCUUUAAGAUGGAUGUAAAGUGUGUGUAUGAUUUUUCUUUUGAUUGUUAGUUGCAGAGGGUCCGUAUGCAGACGUGGUGAAACUGCAGACGAUGAGGUGUUUGUUCGAAGCCUACGAGCACGUCCUGUCCCUCCUGGAGAACGUCUUCACCCCUAUGUUUUGUCACAGCGAUGAGGUAAGCGUCUACGCCAUAAAUAAAUCACUGAACUUGCUAUCUUCCAGCUUAGCAAAGAGUUGCAGAAACUCGAUUAGUCUCAUCUGCUUCUUAGGCUGUUUCUCCAAAUAGAGUCAUUUCAGAAUGGUGCUGUUGUGUUCGGCAUAGGAUGAAUGUUAAUAUCCUCAGCCGGUUGUGUCUGGAGCAAACUUAUUUUAUUCCAUUUCUCUUGCGCUAUUGUCUUCCGAUCUCUCAGCCACCAACCACUUUCGGCCAUGUCAUCAAUACCACAAGCGCAACUGGCCAAUGAGCCGGCACUGGCGUAAAGCCAAGCUGCCAAGCCGAAUUUCACCCCUCAGAGAGUGUUUCAUUGAAUACAGCUGGGUGGACCAGAGCGUAGUCAUUGUCCACAGCGGGCCACAGCCCUGCAGUGUAUCUGGAGAAUUUUGUUAUUUUUUUAUGGCUCAAAAAUAAACUGUGUAGCAGUGCUUUUCAGAGAGGCAUGAAGUGGUCACUUCAAAAUAUAACAGAAUGUGUCCUUCGCAUAAGAGUUUGCUGUGUUUGCCCUGAAAUUUACUCAUGUUAUGCUUUUCCCACAUUGCUCUGCAGUAUUUCCGCCAGCUUCUUAGAGGGGCCGAGUCCCCUGCUAGGAACUCCAAGAUGAGCAGGUAGGUGUCACUUCACUAAUUCAUGAGUUAAGAUGUAACUAAAGAGAAAAUUGACAAUAGUGAUCAUAAGUAUAGCUAUUUGUGGUGGUGAUGUAUUGAUAAUGUACUCAGCAAAAGCAAAUCAACACCAAAUGUCUCACUGGUAGUUUAUUUAUCUCAGCAUUGAUUGAUCUGUGUGCAUCCACACGCACCCACCAAGUUUCUUUAUUUUCUUUGAAUUUCACUCAUAACUAUGAUUAUUUUUUUAAUGUUUAUGACACUAUCCUGAGAACAACUGCAGCAUGAAGGCAGAGCAUCAGCUGCACCAAAUAAACGUGUGUUUUAAAGCCUUAAGUAAGCUACUGUUAAAAAAAGAAAAGAAAAUAUGAGUAUUUCAGUCAUUAGUGUCUAAAAUUGAAGUUAGAAGUAAGGUGACUUGAGUCCAUUUACGGCCCCCCAUGUUUCUGUUUCGGGGUGCGGUGUGUAUGUGGCCAUUGGGGCCCUGCCACUAACUCCUUGUGCAUAUUGUUCCAGAAAUAGCCUCAGUAUGGAUGACAUCCGGUGAGUAUAAGGCAUCAGUGUUUGCUGAUUGAAAAGAAAAAAAACAAAACAAAAAAAAAACAACAGUGGCUGGCUGAGUAGUGCUGCUGCACGCGACUUACAAACAACACGUCAUUCUCGCCUGGCUACAGAGGAACCAUGUGCUGCUUUUUAUUACAGAUGAUCCGUGCUCACUGCCACCUGCAAUCAGGGCUUCAGUUCAGUGAGCACAAGCUGAUAAGACGACGAUAAUGAGGUUUAAUUUUUGGUUAAUCGAAUCUCACCACUAAAUAGGUGUUUUAUUUGUGCCUGUGCUGUGAAUGAAAAUAAGAUAAUGUGACCUCAAUCAGCUUAGUGCAUAAGUCAUCAUUGAUAAUGUUUCUAUGAAGCUAAUCAGGGGAUAACUCUAGAUUAGUCUGGGCUACAAUUAAUAAGAAAUUAACAGAUUUUUUUUCCCUCUUAAUUUGGUUUGCUUGUUUGAAAAAUUUAGCAGUGGACCCUCAGGAAGGAAGAGGGUUGAGUUGUUUGUUAUUGUAGUAAAUUAAGGGCUCUUAUUUUGAAGGCGGUUUUUAAAGCAGCACAAAAAAGGGCAAAAAUAGUCGUAGCUAAAAAGCUCUUACAGGCAAUCCAUUCAUAAAAGAACAACCAACCACAAACCUCAACUCCCUCCAUGUCUGCAGUUCAGUAACCACACCCCCCUCCUCCACUCUGCCCGUCUGUCCGCCCCCCCCUACUCCAUCUCUGUAUUGCCUCCACCGUGCUGUGUCUGUGACUGUGUGUCCACUCUGAUUCUGUAACCACCAUACUGCCCACCCUGGUAUGAUCCACGGCCCUCUCCCUCCUCUUACCCGUGGGACGUGACCCUGUUCUGCUUAUAGUUCCUGGGACUGGAGCCCCGAGUCCCCGUCCUCACUGUUCACCACCUCUGGCAGCUCUUCACCUGCAUCUUUUAACUCCCUCCAUGCCCAGUCCACGUUCACAACCUUACCAUACGGCUCGCUAUCCCACCGCCACCCAUCACCCAAGUAAGUCAGGGUCCAUCCGUGUGUCACAGGUCACUCAGUGUGAUGUCAUGCUGUCCAGUUUCCGUUGUAACCCGGGUCCCUGCCAGAAGCCUGCAUGGUGGGACCAAUGCAUGAGGCCCUGUUUUGAUUUAUUGUGCGUCUGUCCUCUAACACUGUCAGUUUGUUUAAGCUUAAGACCUGCUUUUGUUAAGAGUGCAGUGACUUUUUAAUGCCCAGUUUAAUAGUAUAUCAUCAUGGUUUAUAGAGUGAUUUCUAUCUCACCGGAUCCAACAGACACUCCCACAGUACACCUGGGAGGUUGUGACUUUCCCAGCUGGAAUUUUCUGUCCCCAAACUUGACAUCUGUUCAUGAAAUCACUGUUGUGUGCUGUGUCUGCUUCUGGCCCCGCUGCUGUAAACAACAACCCAGGCAUUUCAUUGUGAGAUGGCUGUGAAGUGUCGUCUUGGCUUUGGGUUUGGCUACCUUAGCUUUUUUUCCCCCCUCCAUUGUACAGUCAUGAUAUUUAUGCAGAUCGCAGCUCCUCUCUCCUCCCUCUACAGUUCCUCUCCUGUCACAUCUCUCAGGCUGCAUGCGCUUUGAUGAAGCCAUGCGCACCUCCUCCUUCAUGCAUUGUCUAAUAAGCUCCCUGUAUGGCCUACAGGAACACGUCAAAGAGGGGCGAGUCCUUUGGGAUCAGCCGCAUUGGCAGCAAGAUCAAAGGAGUGUUCAAGAGCACAACCAUGGAGGGGGCCAUGCUGCCCUCCUACGGGCUGGUGGAGGGGGAAGACGAUAUGGUGAGGCUGAUUUAGAAUAUUCAAAAAACACAUUUUAAAACAACUUCCAGCUUUUGUAGUCGAGUCAGAGCAGAAUACUGUUGUCUGAAAAAAGUGGUGCAAAUUACCCGGUGUGUCUGUCGUCUGAUGAAUAAUGCAUGUAAGCUCUAAAAAGACGUAUAAUUUUUUUUUCAAUGUUACUUUUUACUAUUUCACCAGAACAAAGCGUGCAACUGCAAAAAGUCCAGUGAAAACCGAGUGCUUCUCUGUACUACUGCUGCAGUAACCACUUGGGGGUGUUGGUGAAUAACGAAAGGAAAGCCACACUGCCCGCUGUGUGCACGUUAGAGUUUUCCAUAUAGAUAUCACACAUUUUAGUUCUCUAUGAAUGUUGUUACCUUUGUUCUUGGUAUGAAUUUUGAUGUUUACUAAUUAAAUAUAUUUGGAUGCGUCACAUGCUGAAUGUCCAUUUGCAGCAUCAGGAUUUCAUUAUAUGGAAACUAUUGUUAUGUUAUAUAUUGACCGUCAUCUUCAGUCGGUGAAGUGAAAAAGUUAGUUUGACAUUGGGAAAUAUAUCUGGAAUCUCAUUUUUAAAAUGAGGUUUGUUCUGCAUUUGUUUAGUGCAUGUAUGUGAGCGACAAAGUGACGACACACAAUCUUAGAGCAAUGAAAGUAAAUAAGUAUCAAACCAACAGAAUUUGAAUUUAGUUCAAUUCCCUAUUGUCUAUAAACAAAGGUGUUUGUCCGUGAGCCAAUGUCUCCUCUGGUGCUACUUGUCUGUAUCCUUUCUGUCACUCCCCUCAUUAAAGGUGGAGGAAGCCAUGAUGGUGCUGGAGGAUGACUCCCCCAUGGAGGCCGCUUCCACCCCCAGUACACCCCGAAACCUCUCAGCCUGGAACAUCACCAUCCCGUACAUUGAUUUUUAUGACGAUGACGUGAAGAGGGAGAGGAUUCCUGUGUUCUGUAUUGAUGUAGAGCGCAAUGACCGGAAAGCAGGUAAGACUCUGCAGCCCUGUCCUCUCUCUCUCUCUCUCUCUCUCUUACUCUCUCUCUCUCUCCCUCUGUGACAUCUUCUUACAGUGAGUUCUUAUUGUUCUGUUUGACAUAGUUAUGCAAUCAAAGAAAGGAUUCAACCCACAAAAAGCCAAAGCCUGGAUUACCUCGUUUCCCCACCUUUAGUGCACCUGUAUAUCAAUGACAAUAUAUACUGUAGAUGUGUGUAAGUAAACACUGCUCAGUAGUAAAGUGUGAAGAUAAAACUAAGUUACUCAAACUCAGCUAUACAAGACCUUGAAAAAAAUCAGUGUUCGCUAAAGACGCUUUGAAAUAUUUUGGUUUAAAGUGAAAAAGAAGAUCCUGUCAUUGUGCGACUACUACUUGAAAAAGAAACAUGUCGCUGCUAAUGUUCUUUUUUACUGGAUUCACCCACAGUUCAAGUCUUGUGUUAAGCUAAAACAAAUUUUAAAAAAAAAUUUCAAUUUGACACAAAAGCGUGAGUAUGUGGGCACCGGCUAGAGUUUAUCAAUGACGUUGAUGUUUUUUCUUAGCCAACACACAAUUUAAUCUUUUAUUCCUUUAUUGUCUUUUUUCUUUUUGUCCUCCUCUCUUUUUUUGUCCUGUCUUAUCUUGUGAAAGAAAACCGUGUACUUGUCAUUCUUCCAGUGGUUUUACUCUCCAUUUUUACCUCAUUUCUUUUUAUUACUUUGCUUAUUUUACUGCUUUUACAGCUGUUAUGUAUCCUUGAUUUAAUUCCUGUCAUUUAUUUGAACUGUUAUGUGGUUUAUUACAUUAAAUUUUGUAACUGCUUUUUGUACCUCUUUACAUUUCUUUUAUUUCCUUCAAUAUUUUAAUUUAUUCCUACUUCAGUUACCUUCUUUUACUGCCUGAAUUGUCUCAUCCAGUUUCUGUUUCCACUCUAUUGGGUUUUUAGUUCUCCAUCUUGGGUCCUCAAAGUCUCAAACAAUAUCCACUUUUAUUUCAUGUUGUUUUCUGUGUGUUUUUCCUGUUUGUGUUUGUUUGCAGUGGGACAUGAGACUGAGCACUGGUCCGUGUACAGAAGAUAUCUGGAGUUUUAUGUCCUUGAAUCAAAGCUCACAGAGUUUCACGGUAGGAUUUCUACUUUGCUUCGUUCACCUCGGUCUGUGCUCUGUGGGGUUUUCUCUUAAUAAGAAAUAACUCUCUAAAAUCGUACAACAGAUUUCAGGACUUCAGAGAACCUUGAUUUAAGUUAUCCUUUUGUAGUGAGGAUCCUAAUGGUCAGGCUAAUAUGUGACACAUGGAAAGAAAGCUUGUUUUUAAAUGGUUUUUGCAGCGCUCCUCUCUGAAAUCUGACUCCCUCUGCAGGCUCAUUUCCAGACGCACAGCUGCCUUCGAAGAGGAUAAUCGGUCCCAAGAAUUACGAGUUCCUCACAUCCAAACGGGAGGAGUUCCAGGAAUACCUCCAGGUAGAUGGCUGAGGAGAUCGAAACCAUCACCACUAAACUUUCUAGACAUGCGAUACAGAUUGUUUAAUUUGGAGAAAAGCCAAAUAAAGUGACAAAAUAGUCUUCUGUGCAGAGAUAGAAAAUUUAACAGCUGCAGGUUUUCAAGCAGGUAGAUCGCUAUAAAUCAGCUGAUGAGGUGGAUAAAUAUCAGUGAAGUAGAAAGUAGAACCCCAAUAAGAUUUUGGGCUUGAGAGUGACAUGUGAUGAUACUUGUUGUGUAAUGUUAACAGUAUAUUUAAGAAGAUUAAGUAAUUUUUGCUGUCAAGUCUUAGAGAUUUACAACAGGUUUGACUCAAAAGCCAAAGUAGCAAAACAAAUCAAGUGAUUACAGAAUAACUUGUGAGUCUCUGGACUAUUUUAUUUCACUGGACGAUAAGUUUACUUUGAUGGUUGGAGAUUGAUUUAAAGACUCAGGAGAUUUUGUUAGAAUCAGAUUAUAUGAAACUCAAUCUGUGUAUUUAUCUUUGCUUUUAAAGUCUAAUGUUUUUAAAAGCCACGGCACUGACGCUCUUAUUUGUGUUUACUUUGCAGAAACUUCUGCAGCAUCCAGAGCUCAGCAACAGCCAGCUGCUUGCAGACUUCCUGUCUCCUCACAGUAUGGAGUCUCAGUUCCUGGACAAGAUGUUGCCUGAUGUGAACCUGGGUACAGUAAAAAGGAGAUGGAUUUUGUCUGAAUGGCAGAGCAUAGACGACACACUGUGAUAAUAUGUUUGGUCAGCCUGGAACUUGGAGUGAAGGGAUUUAUUUUUGCUUUACAGGGAAAAUCAUCAAAUCAGUCCCCAGCAAACUGAUAAAAGAGGUGAGGAAUGUAUUUUAGGGGUUUUAUAUAACACCUUCAGAAACCACGUUAUCAUUUUUCCCCUAAAAAAUGUUUUUCUGUGUUUUCUGUCAGAAAGGGCAGCAUCUGGAGCCUUUUAUUCAGUCCUUCUUCAACUCCUGUGAGUCUCCUAAACCUAAACCCAGCCGCCCUGAGCUCACCAUCCUGAGCCCCACUUCAGAAAAUGAUAAAAAGGUUAGGUCUGGAUUUUUUUUUUUCUCUUCCUCACUCCCUGUCUGCAAGUUUAGGUGUCAGAAAUGACAUCCAAAUUUAGUUCAUGAUAACAUGAAACAAAAAGUGUGUCUUUGCUGGCAUGCAAUGACAUACGCACUCUCCAUUCUGAGCAAAAAAAGGCUUUGAAAAUUUCACUUGAGAAGUUACCAGAGGCUGAAUAGGUCUCAAAUGUUUUUAAUCAAGUUUAGUCAGCCUAUCCUGGCUAAUGAGACAUGACUGUCCAUAUCAGGGAUGAUGACAAAGUUUGAAAUGAAGGAGAACUUUACAAACUUCUUAAACAUGAAAAUAAACACGAUUUGAAGUUUUAGCCUCUUGGAGCAGAAUCGGGCUUCAGUUUUGGCACUGACGUGAUUUUUCUCUCUGGUAGCUCUUUAAUGAUCUCUUCAAAAAUAAUGCCAACCGCUCUGAGCUAACUGAGAAGAGGCACAACCAGAAUUACUUCAUGGAGAUGAUCACUGUUGAAGGAGUGUACGACUACCUAAUGUAUGUGGGUGAGUUAUCUUUUUCUAAUUACUAAAAAAUCACUGAUUUUUCAGUAUGUAUCACCGUAACUGAAGCUGUAUGCUGGGUUUUUCAAUUUCAGUAAGUUUGUCACAGUGUUUCAGUCAAGAAUAGGAAUAAAACAUCAAGCUCUUCUUGAGGUGUUCAAAAAGUGCAGGAUUGUCUAUGAAGAGGUAUAGUGCUGAACAAAUUUAUCAGAUCACCUGUCACAAAAAAAGGAAACAUAAAUAUUUGGGAAAUCUUUCAGAAAUUUGUUUUAAACUAGAAAUGGUAUUGUUGAGUAUUUGGCAAAUAACCAACUGAAACAACCAAAUAGUAAAUUUUCACACAUAAUUAACCAAAAAAACUUCACUGUUUUUAUAAACUUUUUUGACAGUUUCUCUUGCUUUAAAUCCCAAAUUUGUUUAAUAGGAUUCAAGUCUGGUCUUUGACUUGGCCAGUUUUAGUACUCCAAAUUCCUCUUUCCUGGUCAAAUAGUCUCUGCACAGCUUUGAAGUGUGUUUGGAGUCAUUGUGUUGUAGGUAUAUGAACCCACAGCCAAUCAGAUUUAGUCCAGUAGGGACUCCCUGAUGCGCUGAGAUGGUUUCGUUCAUGAAACUGGCUAAUUUGCCCGAGUCGUCUCCAUAAAUGGAAUCUUAUACCAUGGCAUCUCCACAGUGUUUCUCUGUGUGUGCGAUGCAUCUGGCAUCAAAAUGUUCCCCCACUUUUCUGUGGACAUCAACAUGAUGAUGCUGACCGAAAAAGAUCAAACUUAGACUUGUCUGUCCACAGUACCCUCUUCCAUUCUGCAACAGUCGUGUGUCUGUGCACACUGGCAAAUCUGAGGUGUUUUAGGAUGUUUGCAGGCCUCAAUGAUGGCUUUUAGUAGCUACUCUGUCAAACUGAAUUGACCUUUUUAUACCCAGAUUUUAGCUGGCUCAAGCUUCUGAUCAGGAAUGCAAGUAAAUAAUCAUGAUUUGACAUCUUGAUCAAGAAUCAAUGAUGUGCUUUACUGUAUUUUUUUGUAAAACUGUAAAUUUAAAAAAUCAUGAAUAACAAUAAUAGUUAUAUUUUAGUAUCAGAAAUAUCACUUCAGUUAAAGAGCCUUUACAUAUUUAUGUGUUAGCCAUUACAGUAACAUAAGGAUGGAAUUGGGUAAUUAUUGAUGCUGUUAAUUCACAUUACACUUACAUUAGACGGUGGUCUAAUAUAUUUGUUAAGUACUGUGUAUAGGGUUUGCUGUUCUUCCAUAGAUCACCACCAUGACAAGUCCAUAUCUGUGCCCUGAAAACAGAGCUAAUUGUACCUUCUCUCUUUUUUCCUUAAUGUUUCCAGGUCGAGUCGUCUUCCACAUUCCCGACUGGCUGCACCACCUGCUACUGACUGGCAGGAUCCUGUUCAAAAACACUCUGGAAGCUUACACUGAUUAUUACCUUCAGCACAAACUAAACCAUGUGGUCCAGGAGCACAGACUGGUCUCUCUCAUCACACUGCUUAGAGGUACGACAGAGUAACUGAAGACUGACUGUGAUAGUAUAGUAAGUUGUGUUGAUCUUUUCAUACUCCCUCUCAUUUAAAAAGCUCAAAUACUAACGCGCAUAAUCUUUGUCCUUCCAGACUCUGUUUUUUGUGAGAGCAGUCAACCCCGCUCAGCUGAGGACAAGCAGAAAAGGGCCAAGAAGACUUUUGAGGAGAUGAUGACCUAUAUUCCAGGUAUUCAUACACAUGUAGUUUGUAGCAUAUUUACAGCAAAGCAGAACUCUUGAAUUGUAAACGUGUGAGGACAAGACAUCAGUUUUUAUAUGUUUGCUGGAUUAAACACGACUUUGGUCUGUCUCUAGAUUUCCUGGGGAAAUGUAUCGGAGAAGAGGCCAAAUAUGAAGGAGUGCGGCUCCUCUUUGACGGUCUACAACAACCAGUUCUUAACAAACAGGUACACAUAAACACACACGUUCACAAAAACUCUUUGGAGGUUUAAUUUAGUAUGGUUGUCUUUCUUGUUGUGCUAUUUAAGUCCUCUUUUUCUGUUGUCAGUUGACAUAUGUGCUGUUGGACAUCACCAUUCAAGAGCUAUUCCCUGAGCUGAACAAGGUAAACAAAUACUGGCUUUUGUGGAACCCAACCAUAUCAUGAAGUAUAACCACUUUAUUUUCAUUUGGAAGUUAUAAUCUCUGCUUGUAAUGAUUCUUGAUAGCAAAUAACUGUACUCUUCUGAUCUCAGAAGCCAUUUACUUCAGGUGCUCUCUUUUAAGUGUGACUGAAAUUACUGUAUUUGAAAUGAAUAGGAGUAUGGUUAAAACGGGUUAAAACUGAAACCAUGAUUUUUAAUGUUUUUGGAUUUUGUUUUCAUCUUAACUUUUCUUGUGCUUCCAUAAAUCUGAACCCCAUCUCUAAAAUGUGAAAUCCUUCUCUCAGCAGGCACAGAAGGAGACCUCUAUGAUGGCUCCAUGGAUGUAGCACCCCAACAGACAAUAUGAAAGGUUUAAGCUAACAUGUGGCUCAUAGCAUGUGAUCUGAGGAGCAUAAAGAGAAAUCCUGAAGCUUCUCCUGCUGUGUGUACUUACUCUGUAUAAUAAAUUGUCUAUAUAAAAACAUGUUCUUUGUUUGAUUUUAAGAUGUACAAAGUGUUUAAAAGUCUAUCAAAUAAAAAUCUGUUGAGUUGA